AUGCAGGCCAGGAAGACCACGGCGCCGUACUUGGCCGCGAGGCGCUCGGACAGCAGGAAGGUGGCCCGCACGUUAGCCACCACGGAGCCCGGCAUCUCCUCCACGGCCUUGAACACACGCCUAACGUUGUCGAACUGGCGCCGGCAACAGCGCAGGGGCGCCCCCGAGCGCUCCGACACCUCGUCCAGGUCCUUGCGGUGA
Molecule: messenger RNA, 201 nt
Organism: Pieris macdunnoughi
Lineage: Eukaryota; Metazoa; Arthropoda; Insecta; Lepidoptera; Pieridae
Source: the annotation of a GenBank genome assembly